This is a messenger RNA of Daucus carota subsp. sativus, 3264 nucleotides long. Its product is annotated as potassium channel AKT1. The coding region runs from base 472 to 3126 and encodes 884 amino acids. Lineage: Eukaryota; Viridiplantae; Streptophyta; Magnoliopsida; Apiales; Apiaceae. Gene Ontology annotation, molecular function: voltage-gated potassium channel activity; protein binding. The record is from RefSeq and is a predicted model, not a curated record. The transcript has 12 exons. Gene Ontology annotation, biological process: transmembrane transport; potassium ion transport. Gene Ontology annotation, cellular component: membrane.
AUAAUUUUAACCAUCUGGUCAAACUAAAAAAUUAAACUUCAUGUAUUAAAAACAGAGUACAUUAGUGCGUAAACAUAUAUAAAUGGACGGAACCGUGGGAGCAGUAAAUUUUAGUUUGGACAGUUUGAAAUAAAUGAUCUAGAUAGCCUUAGAAUUUUUUUGAUGAAAUAUAAUUCGAUGGAGGGGCAAAAAUAAAAAGGAGUAAAAGUGCGAGUAGAUGCCAGGAGAGUUCCAUAAGAAAGAAUUGUGUAGAGCGGACCAGGGAUCGAACUCCCUCUCUCUCCUCUUUCUCUCUCCCAUAAUAAAUAAACACAGACCGCUUCUCUCUCUCUCUCCCUCUGUAUAUAUACAUACAAGACUCUGCACCACCUAGCUUCAUUACUUGUAGGGUUCUUGUAAUAAACACCACCACCACCACAACCCCAUACAAAAACACACACACACAAUCUGCGUAGUGUGUGUUCCCCGGCCAUGGGGAUGUUCAAAGUCCCAGUCAUGUGCGGAGACGAAGUCGAAAGAGAGAUUGAACAACAAAUUUCACGUGACGGAAGCCAUUACAGUCUCACCACUACUAUUCUCCCUUCUCUCGGCGCCCGCAGCAACCGCCGCGUUCAUCUCCGCCACUUCAUUAUCUCCCCCUAUGAUCGCCGGUACAGGUCUUGGGAGACUUUUCUUGUUGUUCUGGUUAUCUACACUGCUUGGGUGUCCCCAUUUGAGUUUGGUUUCCUUCACAAAGCCAGACCACCACUUUCUAUCCUCGAUAAUGUUGUCAAUGGGUUCUUCGCUAUUGAUAUCGUACUCACUUUCUUCGUAGCUUAUGUUGAUAUAAAUACCUACCUUCUUGUUGAUGAUCGGAAGCUAAUUGCGUGGAAGUAUGCAAGUACUUGGUUGGCAUUUGAUGUCAUAUCCACAAUUCCUUCUGAAUUUGUUCAGCAGAUUUCCCCUUCACCGCUCAGGACAUAUGGUUUAUUUAAUAUGCUCAGACUCUGGCGUCUCCGCAGAGUUAGUUCUCUAUUUGCCAGACUAGAGAAAGAUAGGAACUUCAACUAUUUCUGGGUUCGAUGUGCAAAGCUUAUCUGUGUUACCCUUUUUGCAGUUCAUUGCUCUGCCUGCUUCUAUUAUCUUAUAGCAGCUCGCUAUCAUAAUGCUGCAAAGACUUGGAUUGGGGAUUCCAACCCUGACUUCAAGACUCAGAGCUUAUGGAUUCGCUAUGUGACUUCAAUGUACUGGUCCAUUACGACCCUCACGACAGUUGGUUAUGGUGACUUGCAUGCUCAAAAUACAGGGGAAAUGAUAUAUGCCAUAUUCUACAUGCUGUUCAAUCUUGGGCUGACUGCGUAUUUGAUAGGAAAUAUGACCAACUUGGUUGUCCAUGGUACCAGUAAAACUAGACAAUUUCGGGAUACCAUUCAAGCUGCAUCUAGUUUCGCUCAGAGGAAUCAGCUACCUGUUCGACUGCAAGAUCAGAUGCUUGCACAUUUAUGCUUAAAGUUUAGAACAGAUUCUGAGGGGCUGCAGCAGCAAGAGACUCUUGAAACUCUCCCAAAAGCCAUCCGCUCGAGCAUUUCACAUUUUCUUUUCUACUCCCUUGUGGAUAAGGUGUACCUAUUUCGAGGGGUGUCUAAUGAUUUGCUCUUCCAGCUGGUUUCAGAGAUGAAAGCGGAAUACUUUCCACCCAAGGAGGAUGUCAUCUUGCAAAAUGAAGCACCCACAGAUUUUUACAUUCUUGUAACUGGAGCAGUAGAUUUGGUUGUUCUUAAAAAUGGUGUUGAACAGGUUGUUGGUGAAGCUACGAAUGGUGAUCUUUGUGGUGAGAUUGGAGUACUUUGUUAUAGGCCUCAGCUUUUCACAGCACGAACCAAAAGAUUGAGCCAGCUAUUACGUCUAAAUCGUACCACGUUUUUUAAUAUCAUUCAGGCCAAUGUUGGUGAUGGGACAAUUAUAAUGAAUAAUCUUCUUCAGCAUCUAAAGGAGGAAAAGGAUCCCAUAAUGGAGGGGAUUUUACUAGAGACAGAGCAUAUGCUAGCUCGAGGUAGAAUGGAUUUGCCGCUCAGCUUAUGCUUUGCUGCCCUUAGAGGAGAUGACCAAUUAUUACAUCAACUGCUUAAACGUGGCCUAGAUCCAAACGAGUCAGACAACAAUGGAAGGACAGCUUUGCACAUAGCUGCGUCCAAAGGAAAUGAGAACUGUGUGUUACUCUUACUGGAUUAUGGAGCAGAUCCCAAUAGUAGAGAUUCAGAAGGCAACGUACCACUUUGGGAGGCCAUGUUGUCUAAUCAUAAACAAGUGAUCAAACUAUUGGCAGACAAUGGUGCUCUAUUAUCAUACGGUGACGUUGGACAAUUUGCUUGCACUGCUGUCGAACAAAAUAAUUUGGAACUGUUAAGGGAAAUUCUCCAGCAUGGAGGCGAUAUCACUUGUCCCAGGAGCAAUGGAUUGACAGCCCUGCAUGGUGCAGUUUGUGAGGGUAACAUCGACAUUGUCAAAUUCCUGUUGGACCAAGGCUGUUCUGUUGACAAAACUGAUGACCAUGGUUGGACACCAAUGGCCUUAGCUGAGCAACAGGGACACGAAGAUAUAAAACUUCUUUUUCAAUCUUAUAAACCGGCAACAACUAAAUCUGCUGACAGUUGUCUGCCUAAGGAAAAGCAGGGAGUUCGUUUUCUAGGGAGAUUUAAAAGUGAGCCAACAAUACGACCCAUCACUCAUGAGGGGGAUGGAGAAGGCGGAUCACUAGGACGUUCAAGUACUAGACGUCGCCGUGGUGACAACUUCCACAAUUCAUUAUUUGGGAUCAUGUCAUCUGCUAAUGACGAGGAUAAUGACUUGCUUUUAUCUGUAAAUCAAAACAGAAGUGCAUUAAAUGUUAGAUAUGUAGCUAGAGUGACAGUUAGUUGCCCCCAGGCGGGAGACUUUACAGGAAAGCUUGUGUCACUCCCACAGAGCUUUCAGCAGUUGGGUGAGAUCUGUAUGAAGAAAUACGGUUUCUUGCCUACUCAGGUUCUAAUCAAAGACGGAGCAGAGAUUGAAGAAAUAGAGUUAGUUAGGGAUGGUGAUCAUCUAGUUUUUGUUGGUGACCUCAGGAAGAAUGAACAAGAACCACAAAAUGGUGGAUCCAUGAGAUGACAGUGUCUCUGCCAGAUUCUUUGAAUUGCCAUUGUGGCAGCAAGGAAGCCAUAUGCAAUGCCAAGAAUGGCAAAGAUGACGACAAAAACAAGAACCAGUGCAAAGCAUGCUUCCAGAGAUGCAGGAAAAGAAUCUAAG